Messenger RNA from Beta vulgaris subsp. vulgaris (sugar beet), 6282 nucleotides. RefSeq lists its product as hypothetical. Gene Ontology annotation, cellular component: cytoplasm. The transcript is spliced from 20 exons. Bases 225 to 4364 code for a protein of 1379 amino acids. The record is from RefSeq and is a predicted model, not a curated record. Gene Ontology annotation, molecular function: protein binding. Gene Ontology annotation, biological process: tRNA methylation. Lineage: Eukaryota; Viridiplantae; Streptophyta; Magnoliopsida; Caryophyllales; Amaranthaceae.
GAGCCCGGCCGCAAGUCGGAAUGGGUAGUAGCCAGUAGGCAGUGUAGCGGCGCUCCAUUCACUCUGACUCCUCCUUUCCAAUUUUCCAUUGUUGUUUCAGAUACAUCGUUCAUUCUUCAUUGUUCUUCAUCGUUCUUCAUUGUUCUUCAUCGUUCUUCAUCGUUCAUUCUUCAUUGUUGAUUGUUGUGUUUGAAGAAUUUGACAGAGAUUAUCGAAAGAGAAAGAUGGGCGAAUUAUUGAAGGUGAAUGCAAAGCAGUACCUUGGAGAAAUCUCGGCUCUUUGUUUCCUUCAUGUCCCCUCUCCUUUCUCUUCUCUUCCUUUGCUUCUUGCUGGAUCAGGAUCACAAAUAUUACUAUUUGAUGUAAACCUUGGUAGACAGAUACAAUCGUUUUGUGUAUUCCAAGGAAUUCGUGUUCAUGGAAUUGCGUCUCGCAUAAUGAAUUAUGAGGAUAAUGCUUUAUCUCAAUCUGUUACCUUUAAAAUUGUUAUAUCAGGCGAGAAGAUUGUAAAACUGUAUAGGUUGUGCAUUCAGUUGCAUUCAGAAUCUCUUGAUAAAUCACAUGUUUCGACGGAGCUCACUUUUCUACACUUGUUGCCAAGAUUUACACAUUGGGUCCUUGAUUUUUGUUUUUUAGAGGAUGGUUUAUCUUCCUCUAAAGAGGGAGGCUGUUAUCUUGCUGUUGGAUGUAAUGAUAAUUCUCUUCAUAUUUGGGAUGUCUUGAAGUCGAGAUUGGUGUUUGAUGUUAUAUGUCCAGAGCGUUGUCUUCUGUACUCGAUGAAGUUCUGGGGCCAUGAUUUUAAAACUCUUAUGAUUGCCUCUGGUACUAUCUUUAAUGAGAUUGUUGUGUGGAAAUUGGUUUGUCAACAUCCCAGACAACUUUCAACAAGUGCUGGACAAGAUCUCGUUGUGUUGAGCUUUUCUGGAGAUGUUCACCCCCUGAAUUAUCUCCACUAUGAAGCUGAGAUUAUUUCCACUCUCUCAGGCCACCAGGGUUCUAUCUUUUGUUUAUCUUGGUCAAAGGAUGGAUCCAAACUGGUUUCUGUAUCUGAUGAUCGUAGUGCUCGAAUGUGGAUCACCAAUGCUGCAAUGAACGUGACUGAUGAUUUAUCAAUAUCAUGUGGCCCUUACUUGGCUGGUCCUGUGCUGUUUGGUCAUGGUGCUCGGGUCUGGGAUUGCUGCAUAUCUGACUCAUUUAUUGUCACUGCCGGAGAGGACUGUACGUGUCGUGUUUGGGAGUUGGAUGGAACUGAGCUAAGAGUUAUUAAGGAGCAUAGUGGGAGGGGAAUAUGGCGAUGCCUCUAUGAUCCAAAUACGUCCCUCCUUGUUACUGGUGGAUUUGAUUCUGCAAUCAAGGCCCACCGUCUGCAUUCUUCAGUAUCUGCAUUCUCAGGCGAAUGUAUCAGUGAAUUUGAGGAAAGAAGAGCAGAGGUCUUAAGAGUUUGCAUUCCAAAUUCAUCAGGUCAUAGUGGGUUUAUUGACAGCAAAAGCGAAUAUGUACGUUGUUUGAAAUGUGCUCGCAAGGAUGUGAUUUAUGUUGCUACAAACCACGGUUAUGUGUACCAUGCUAAAUUAUAUGAAAGUGGAUCCGCAGAAUGGACUGGACUUAUCCGAAUCACUGAGGAGAUCCCAGUUAUUUGCAUGGAUUUGUUGUCGACAAAUCUUGAUGAGCUGUCCCUGGAAGUUGAGGAUUGGAUUGCUGUUGGUGAUGGUAGGGGAACCAUGAAAAUAAUAAAAGUUGUAUUUCGUGAUGGCGCUCCUCAUGUAGCAGUCAGAAUUUCUUGGUCCGCUGAAAUGGAUAGGCAGCUCUUAGGAGCAUAUUGGUGCAAGUCACUUGGAUGUAGGUUCAUUUUCACAUCUAACCCAAAGGGUUUGGUGAAGCUAUGGAGGUUGUCUGAUUCAUUAUCUCAUGAUGCUGUGGGAAAUUAUGAUAUGUAUCCAGUUGCCGAUUUCAUGUCACCUUUUGGUGCAAGGAUAAUGUGUCUGGAUGCGACAUUUGAGGAAGAGGUAUUAGUUUGCGGGGAUUUGCGUGGCAAUCUGAUUUUGUUCCCUUUGUCAAAAAGGAUACUGCUUGAUAGUUCUAUACAAGCCAUUGAGAAGACACCUUUCUUAACAUAUUUUAAAGGUGCCCAUGGGAUAUCUACUGUCUCCAGCAUCUCAAUGGUCAAACUCAGCUUCAAUGUGAUUGAAAUCUGCUCGACUGGAGGUGAUGGGUGCAUAUGCUAUCUGGAAUAUAAUAGAGAUCAACAAAUUGUAGAAUUUGUGGGAAUGAGACAUAUGAAAGAAUUAAACCUCAUUCAGUCUGUCGUUGCUGACCAUUAUUCCCUGGAUGAUUUAGCAAGCGUCAGCUAUGCAGUUGGUUUCUCAUCUACGGACUUUUUGAUAUGGAAUUUACUCUCUGAAACUAAGGUACUGCAAGUUAAGUGCGGGGGAUGGCGCCGUCCUCAUUCUUAUUAUCUUGGUCAAACACCAGAAAUCUGCAGUGGCUUUGCAUAUGUUAAGGAUGAGAUCAUCUAUGUUCAUAGAUACUGGGUACCAGAUGGUGAAAAGAAGACAUUUCCGCGUAACUUGCACUUACAAUUCCAUGGGAGAGAGAUCCAUUCAUUGUGUUUUAUCCCUGAAGAUGUUCAAUGCGCAACACAAUAUCUUGAUUCUAAAUUAAGUUGGGUUGCAACUGGUUGUGAAGAUGGUAGCGUGAGACUGACUAGGUAUGGUCAGGGUACUGAUGAUUGGGCCAUGUCCAAUCUACUCGGGGAGCAUGUUGGAGGGUCAGCUGUGAGAUCAUUAUGUUUUGUGUCAAAGGUACAUUCUGUGGAAGCUAAAAUUGUUGAAGCACCUAAUGGUACUACGAGGACCAACAAUUUCAUGGAGAACAUUGAGCAUCCAUGCUUGCUGAUUUCUGUUGGGGCUAAACGGGUGCUAACCUCAUGGUUGUUAAGGAAAGGAAAGAAGAACGAGGGAGAUACAUCUGCUGAUGGCCUGGAGCACAGUUAUGGCAGUCAUAGUUCUUCAGUAGGUCACAUAUCUUCAAUGUCAUUCAAGUGGCUAUCCAGCGACAUGCCGGUCAAAUGUGUUCGUGUUGAGAAAAAGACUCAAAGCAGUGGGCACUUAAUUAGGCCAUCAGAUGAAGUUCGUAUUGAAAACUCUUCAGCCUCCAUGGAGAUGGAACUGAAACAACAUGGAGAUGUGCAGGAUAAUGAUUGGAGAUAUCUGGCUGUUACUUCUUUUCUUGUUAAUGCUGCCACGUCAAGGUUCACUGUCUGUUUUGUUAUUGUGGCUUGCUCUGAUGCUACUCUCACCCUGCGGGCACUUGUUCUUCCCUAUCGAUAUUGGUUUGAUGUUGCAUCUUUGGCGCCUCUGUCAUCUCCCGUUCUGGCUUUACAACAUGUUGUGGCUCCCCUUCGCCAACCUUAUCAAGGUAAAACGAUGACCAGGAACAUAUAUAUUGCUAUUAGUGGAUCAACUGAUGGAAGCAUUGCCUUCUGGGAUGUUACUGAAAGCAUUAAAGCAUUUAUGCAGAGGGUAUCAUCACUUCACGUGGAAAAAUCUAUAGAUUUUCAAAAGCGACCACGCACUGGUAGAGGAAGCCAGGGUGGUCGCUGGUGGAAAUCUAUUGAUGCAACUCUAUCUGCUAAAGAAAUAUGUGCAGAUUCUAUGGCAUUGAGCGACAAAGUUGUCUGUAGUGACAAUCCUGUUGUUGAUAAAACUUCAGCAGAAAUGACCUUGAAGGCCAAGAAAAUAUCUUCUAAUCAUGUAAAAAUAGCUUCCUCUAAAUCUGAGGAAAGUUUUGACGAUUCUUCUGCCAGGUUUUCUGAAAUAAAACCGUUGCAUGUCUUGCAUAAUGUUCACCAAUCUGGCGUCAAUUGUCUGCACAUUUGCAGUCAAGGGAACAAUUUGCCAUACAGCCUGGUAAGUGGAGGGGAUGAUCAAGCAAUUAAUAUUCUGCAAUUUGUAGUGGAGCCAUCUGUAGCAAGCCCAAAUUCCAAUGAUAUUGGAAAAGAAGGUGAUACAACAUCAAAAUCAAGAAGCCCAGGACACACUAUGGACUACGACUCGAAUCAAAAUUAUUCAAUCAAAUUUAUACAUCAGAACAAACCUGUAGCAGCUCAUAGUUCUGCUGUAAAAGGUGUAUGGACAAAUGGGAUUUUGAUAUUCUCCACUGGUCUUGAUCAAAGACUAAGGUGCUGGAAGCUUCAAGAGCAUGGCGAUCUAACUGAACAUGGUCAUUUUAUAACUAGUGUGCCAGAGCCAGAAGCUUUAGAUGUCAGAGCUUGUGGAAGGAACUCUUAUCAGGUUGUUGUAGCUGGUAGAGGAAUGCAGAUGGUUGAGAUCUCUCUAUCUUCUGAAAAUGAUAGGCAGCAAUGAUUGGACUGUUCUAUAUGUCCAUGCACUUAAAGCACUGAACUGGUAAGCAAAAACUUACACCUGAUUUCUGUAAUUGGAUAUCGAGUGUGUCAGCAAUCCAGUGAAUGUCUGCAGUGUGCCUUUGUAAUUGUUCCGAAGCAGGUUCUCAGUGGUUUAGAUCUUUAUGAGUUGCUGAGUACUGGUAUCAUCGUCAACCAAAUGACAAUUUAACUAUUUCAAAGUAAUAGGUCAUAUCUAACUCCAUGGUCAAGGUUUUUGGCACUGAGGCUUUGUUGUUGUCAUUUUUGUUGUUGUUGGUCAAGGUUUUAUAAAAAAUGACCACAUUCUAUUAGGAUCACUGUCAUUGUGUCAUACUACUCAGUGAAACUGUGAAACAGCUAUAUCUCAUCCAUUGCUGUUCUACCAAACAUCUAAUGCUCCAAUUCCUGACCAUGAUGUAGUAAUUUGCUGAUGAUCCAAUUCUUGGUAACUGAUUUGGAUAUUCUUACUUUGGUUGGCAUUUGGCUGCAUGAAAACCCGUAUGUAGGUUUGAAUUUUGUUGGUUUUGCCUAUUUGUUUUGCUCUAAUUGCACAAUGCAGAAAAGAUGUGACCUUAUGGAUUUACAAGGAUAAAAUUCCAGUCCAACAAUUAGUAAUAUGUUGUUUCUCUCAUGGAUUAAUUUCACUUUUCUGGAACAAAAUCUGUGGCAUAAGCCCAGGCAUUAUUGUUAACAGGUUCUGUGAGAUGGUCAGAAGGACCCUUUCCGGUUACAAUUGCUUGAACAAAUAAGCCAAGCAUGGAGAACAUGGCAAGGCGGCCUUUCUUAAUCUCUUUCAUCUUCAACUCGGAAAAUGCUUCUGGAUCAUCUGCUAGACCAAGUGGGUGAAAGCUGCCACCUGGAUACAAAGGAUCAAUAACCUCACCUAGAGGCCCACCGGCAACCUGGUAACCCUCAACAGCACCCAUAAGGAUGACCUGGCAAGCGCAGAUGGCCAAGAUGCUUUGUGCAUGGAUCAAACUCGGGUCGCCCAAGUAGUCAAGACCUCCCUCGCUGAAGAUUUGAGAACCAGCAUUAAACCAAACUGCCUCUCCAAACUUAACCCUAUUCUAGAAAGAAGCUCAGGAAAGACAGCCUAAAGCUCCGAGCAUGACACGUCGAGAAUGAAUUACUUCAAGCUCUUUGUUCUUUGUAAAGGUAUUUGGGUCAGCCGAGGUCCAGCUGUAUUGCAUCCGUAGUCACCGGGGAAUUCCCCAGUGAGGUAGGAUGGGGACUCACCAGAGAUUAGGCCUAGGUACUUGACAUGUUAUGGGCCGUACCAUGGGCUUCCCGAGGAAGCUGUCUUCCUGAUUGUGAUUUUCCCAUUGCUUUGGGCAACGGCGGAUAGGUCUACUUUGAGUUCAAGGGGAAUACCUUCCCUAUAAAUGGGGAUGAAAGGGCCAUAGUUGACAUUGAUUCAUGGUUUUGUAAGGGAUUUCUUGUGUUCUUCGAGGACGAGAUUAUUGAUUUUGUGUUUGCUGUGCUAUUGGGCCAACACCUUAUAUACAAUUGAGGGAGGUCCACAUAUUUGUUCUAUGUGGAUAUGUGAAUCCAGACUUUCUCUUUGAUUGGUUAUUGGAAGUAAAGUGAUGAUUAGAUUUUGGAUCUGAGUCGGACCUUUAUGGUCAAUCAAUGCAUGUGAUACCGAUACCUCUAAUUGUAUCUCGAAUUCUUUUUGUGAUUUUUUUACACUCAGCAGAUUGCUUUUCUGGGUUUGAGUUUAACUAUAAAUAAUUACAUUCUUUUCUCUGAAGGGGAUAUAGGAAACAAAUGUGUACAUUGCUAUUUGCUACCCGUAACAGGGCCUCCAUUUAUGGCUCAACCAGUAGUUAGUAAUGUAUCUUUCUUGAUCAUUUACUGUGUCAGACUAUGCCUAUAUGUAUAUAUUUUUGGAUUGUUAA